GAAAGAAUAUGAAUCAGAACUUGAAACAAACAUGUUCCAACCAUGAUGAAUUGAACUUGAAUCAUACCAUGUCUGCAGAACCCAAAAGAAUUAGGUCUGUUUCAAACCAUUUUAGCGCUGGAUCUUUCAAUUGGUGUUCUACCGUAUUUCAUGGAUUUGCAACAUUAGCAGAGACGUAUAUGAUGGACAGUUGUCCCCUCAUUAGUUUGGAACUAUUACUAGCACUAACUGUUAGACUGUUUCAACACAUACAUGAAUUUCUUACACCUUUUGAUCGAUAUAUGAGCAUAAAAAAAGAACAAAUAACGGAUUCUAAAUUAGUGAAAGCCGGUGAUAUCUUAUUGACCCCAGAUCUGAAGCAUGUGAUAGUUAAAGAAGUUCGUGCAAGCAUAACAAACAACCGAAGCGACAAAAUCCGUUUAGAAAUAGUUCAUGCAGCUAACCAUUUUCUUCUGUCUAAAAGAGUAUCAAAAAGUACAUUUGCUUUGAUACCGCAGGCUUCCAUUGUUGAAGUCUUCAAAAGUGUAAAUCAAUAUGACAAAGAAAAUUCUAUUACUGAUGCAGCCUUACGUAACGUGGGAAAUAUUUUACUUCCACGAUCCAGAGACUUUUUUGAGUUAUUACCGAGCACUACUGACCUUCUUGCCCCGAUGAUGCGCAGACAACAAAUGUAUGGAACUAAUGAUUUUUACUCUGGUGAUAAGAUUCUUUUUCUAUAUAACGGUUUAUUCAUAAAAGGUAUUAUCAUAAAUAAACAGGAGGCGCAUGACAAUAUACUCCAAGUAAAACUUUACUAUAUUGAUGAAACAGGAUAUGUUUCUGAAACUGAAAGCAUUUAUAAUAUGGACCAGAUAAUAAUCACCCGGUACGCAUAUCAUGAUCUAGAUUCCGUUUUUCGAAAUAGAAUACUUUAUUCAGCAGAACAGAUGAAAGGAAAACGUUUGUUCAGAGGAAUUGGUCAGACAUCUAUACGAUUUGUAUUAGGUUGCAUGUCAGGUGACCUUCCGUAUACACAGUAA
Messenger RNA from Mytilus californianus (California mussel), 1019 nucleotides. RefSeq lists its product as uncharacterized. Bases 9 to 1019 code for a protein of 336 amino acids. The record is from RefSeq and is a predicted model, not a curated record. Lineage: Eukaryota; Metazoa; Mollusca; Bivalvia; Mytilida; Mytilidae. The transcript has 2 exons.